CGCAGUGGACUUACGCGCACUCGACUUAACUCGCAUAGUGUGACCUUCGUCGCUCCCAUUGGGUGAAAAUAAGUGAAACAAAAAAAAAAAGACGAAAACAAGGGAACGGGGAGCCGCGCGCACCUCAUGCACAGGCGCGUGAGCGCGCCGAAGAAAACAAAAACCCAAGUUGAAGUUGGACGUCGAAGUCGAAGGGAAACGAACGCAUGAGACAAGUUAUAACCUAACAUCGGACGGCGCGGGGCGCAAAGACAAGACAACAUGUUAUAGUUUCAUUGUUUCGCGAUAAUCGCCCAGCGGACUUAACAGAUAAGCGCAACUAUGACUUAAGUUCGGUGAUAUACGGUAUUUACUAUCGAAAGUGAUGUAAAAGUGAAUCGUGCAGUGUUGUGUUUACUUUUUUUUACAAAAUAAGUAAAUAAAAUCGUAAACAAAAUGCCAAGUAAUAAAUAUUUGGACACCGUCGUCAAGGAGGGUUGCAUGGUGAAACGAUCACAAAACAAGAAACCCUACACAAAAGUCAAUUUCAAACAACGAUGGUUUGUGCUCUCCAACACAUCUUUAAUUUAUUACGACACUGAUAACAAAGAGAAACGCCGCGAGAAGGGACGCAUCUACAGGGAUAGCGUGCACACGAUCGAAGUCGCCGACGAGACGAGCUUCAAAGAGGAGAACACGGUGGCCGUACACUAUCCGUUCCUGGUCGGCUACACGGAAGUCGGCGUCGACUACACCCUCUAUCUGAACGCCCAGUCGGACGUCGAACGGCAGGAGUGGAUCAAGUCGUUGCGCUCAGUGUGUGUCAAUAAUUUAAAUCUCCGCAAGCGCUUCCAUCAAGGAGUGUGGAACAGCAAACGCUGGUCCUGCUGUAAGGAAACGACGAAAUUCAGUACUGGAUGCGGAAACGCCACAUUCUGGACGCAAACCAACCUCACAAUACAAGAGGAUUUAGAACAUAACAAGGAAAAUCAGAAGCAACAGAGUGCUCAGUCAAGUCCAAUUAUGCCGGGUGGUGCGACGCCGGGCACCCCGAGUGCCAAGCAAAAAGAAAAGUCGAUGAUACGGCCGAAGCUCGUCGUCGCAUUGUAUAAUUACAAAGCCAUCGAAACCGGGGAUUUGUCGCUCGAAAAGAAUGCCGAGUAUGAAGUCAUGGACGACUCGCAAGAGCACUGGUGGAAAGUGCGCGACCGCGACGGCGCCAUCGGCUUCAUUCCAAGCAAUUACGUGAAGGAGAAAGAACUAAUUGGACUGCAGCAAUACGAAUGGUACGUGAACGACAUGUCGCGUCAACGUUCUGAAUCGUUGCUGAAGCACGAAGACAAAGAGGGCUGCUUCGUCGUGCGAAAUUCGUCGACGAGGGGCCUCUACACGCUAUCGCUUUAUACAAAAGUACCGCAUCCGCACGUCAAACAUUAUCAUAUUAAGCAGAAUUCGAAAGGGGAAUUCUUCUUAUCGGAGAAGCACUGCUGCACGUCAAUUCCUGACCUCAUAAACUACCACAAGCAUAACAGCGGCGGUUUGGCGUCGCGUCUUAAAACAAGCCCAUGCGAUCGGCCCGCGCCCGCCACAGCUGGUUUAAGUCAUGAUAAAUGGGAAAUCGAUCCACACGAACUUAUGCUCUUAGAGGAAUUGGGUUCUGGUCAGUUUGGUGUGGUGCGACGCGGAAAAUGGCGGGGAUCUAUUGAUGUGGCUGUUAAGAUGAUGAAGGAAGGCACCAUGUCCGAAGAUGAUUUCAUAGAGGAAGCCAAAGUCAUGACAAAAUUACAACACACGAAUCUCGUGCAACUCUACGGCGUCUGCAGCAAGAACCGGCCCAUUUUCAUAGUCACCGAAUACAUGCGACACGGCUCUUUGCUAAACUACUUGCGACGACAUGAGCAGUCAUUAUCCAGUAACCAAGGUCUCCUUCUUGAUAUGUGUAUUCAGAUCUGCAAGGGUAUGGCAUACCUAGAGCGACAUAACUAUAUUCAUCGUGAUCUCGCCGCAAGAAACUGUCUUGUUGGAUCUGAGAACAUCGUCAAGGUGGCCGAUUUUGGACUUGCACGAUACGUGCUCGAUGAUCAGUACACGUCCUCUGGGGGUACCAAGUUCCCUAUUAAAUGGGCACCCCCCGAAGUACUUAACUACACGCGAUUCUCAUCGAAAAGCGACAUUUGGGCUUACGGCGUUUUAAUGUGGGAGGUCUUCACUUGUGGCAAAAUGCCGUAUGGGCGCUUGAAAAACACCGAGGUUGUCGAACGCGUGCAGAAGGGCAUGAUUUUGGAAAAACCGAAGGGAUGCUAUAAGGAGGUGUACGAUAUAAUGAGAAAGUGUUGGAGCCCGCUGCCAGAACAUCGACCAUCGUUCCGCAACCUCAAAGAGCAAUUAAUCAACGUGUCGCAGGGCAUUUUGGUUGAUUGACUGGCCCAGCUGGUGUGCGAAACGGCGACGCGCAGCUCGUCUUCGGCGUCCAGCUGCGACUUGUGCACCCACUAUGAGCAAUCCUGGAUCGGCUUCUGUCAGACGCUGUGCAGGGAGGCGAAACGGCGCGAUCAGCUGCAGCAACAAUAAAAAUAUCAACGCAACUUCCAAAAAAAGAAAUAAGACCUGUGCACAAUAAUAUAAAUCGAAUUGGAGAGAAAACGACAUAUGAAAUACGCACUUUUACGAUUUAUGCUAUUCAUGGUUUUCCAUUGCGGAAGGACCGCUUUCUUCCGAAGCAUUUAUUUGUUGGCAAUCGAAGGAACGAUAACUAAACGACUGAAUUUAUUAAUGAAUUAAUUUAAUACUAUCAAUAUGUACAGCGUCAAUCGAAUCGAUUGAUGCUGCAAGGAUAUUUAAUAUGUAUUUAAGAGAUAAGUUAAUCAACACUUGAAUAUUUCCAAUACCAAUGAAACAAUGUUAAAGCGUUAAAAUGAAAAGUGAAGCCAAUUAAUUAAUAUCAACCAAUUGCAAAGUUGAUUAAUUGCAUGAGUUUUAUCAGUGCAGUUGACCUUUGCAAUUUGAUUAAGUAUUGACCUGAGAUGAUGAUGAAAUCCAUCUUUCUUUUUCACAAGUCACGGAUGAAAUCCAUGAACACCGACGAAAACAAAACAUACACAUAACUUGUAAGAAAUAAUAACUUUUGACGAAUUAUUAUUAAUGAUACUAUGUAAUAAUGAGAUACAUAUUUAAUAUUUUGGUGCCAGUGUAUUUGCAAAAUUUCCAAUGCUAGUCUUUGUAUAUUGGACCAAUUUAUCUAACACACUGAAAACAAAACCAACCAUGGAACAAGUUUCUAGAACAAUCUAAUAUUACAUUCACGAGAAGCGCAGAAAGCGGCCGUUUGAGGUUUCAGCCUCACGACGACUUGAUAAAACAAUCAAUUCAUAAUAGCAAUAGUAGAUCAUCACCAUUAUAAAUGUUUUUCAAGCCCCCGAAACGCAACACUAUGAAUUGAGAACCUUGAAUGAACCGGAAUUUACCAAUACAUCGUAGAUAUUAUAUUAUGAUAUAACUUUUAUUAGAUAUUUGUGUUUUUUGUGACAAUGAUUGACAAAAAUAGGUAGUGUUUGCUAUUGGAGCUUUGUCAAUCUUGAUGCCAAACAUAAACCUUAUAAUUUUGAUUGAUAAUUUUUGUGAUAAUUUUCAAGCUUGUAUUUUGCGAUUUAAAAUAUCACUUUUAUGAAGUAUUUAAUUUUAGAUAAUCGUACGCAUUUCGCUCGAUGGAAACGCCAGUUGUAUUUAAUUAAUUAAUUAGGUAUGUAAUCAAGCAAAAAUGAUGCAAAUGCUCGGAUGCAUACAAAUAAAUUUAGAGAAAUGAUUGAAUGAACGGAACACUAAGUGUAAUUGAGUGUGAAAUGUAAAAAAAAAUGUUUUAAUGUAUAAAAAAGUUGGAAAUUUUACUGAACAGACAAAAAAUGUAACAAAAAUUGGCAGAAAUCAUCCAGAAAGUAAUAAAUAAAUGUGUGCUGAACUUAUAGUCUGUAAUAAUAAUGUGAUAGAAUUAUAAUAAUGAUGAUUGUAAUUUGUAAAUGGGUAGUUGAGAGAACUAUGGCAGGAAACAUCCAAUUGUGGAAACAGACCCAAUGAAAAAACUUAAAGCAAUUUUUCAAGAUCCCAUAUUCAGGCUCACAGAAAAUACAUGAUCACAAUAAGAUAAACAAACAAAAAAAACUUGAAUAUAUCUUUGUCACUCCAAA
This is a messenger RNA of Dalotia coriaria, 4160 nucleotides long. RefSeq names its product tyrosine-protein kinase Btk29A (gene Btk29A). Gene Ontology annotation, cellular component: plasma membrane. Gene Ontology annotation, molecular function: ATP binding; protein binding; non-membrane spanning protein tyrosine kinase activity. Gene Ontology annotation, biological process: protein phosphorylation; intracellular signal transduction. The record is from RefSeq and is a predicted model, not a curated record. Bases 436 to 2400 code for a protein of 654 amino acids. NCBI's taxonomy places the organism in Eukaryota, Metazoa, Arthropoda, Insecta, Coleoptera, Staphylinidae. The transcript has 12 exons.